AAUAAAUGUAUAAAUAGACUAUAUUUAUUUCCGCUUUAUCUGUGUAUAUUCCUGGCGGGGACAAUAUUUUGUAAUCAUACCUAGACUAGCUCUAGUCUAGACUAGAGUAGACUACAGAUCUCUAUGAAAAUGCCUGGAAUGCUGAAGUACAUCGAGGUUGAAAAUUUUAAGUCCUACAAAGGAAAACAAAAAAUUGGACCUUUCAAAAAAUUUACUGCUAUAAUUGGACCUAAUGGAUCAGGUAAAUCUAACCUUAUGGAUGCCAUCAGCUUUGUGAUGGGUGAAAAGACCACAAAUCUUCGCUCAAAGCGUUUAGGGGAUCUUAUUCAUGGUGCCCCUAUUGGAAAUCCAGCAUCCAAUCGAGCAACUGUCACAGCUGUGUAUGGGGAAGAGAACAGUGACAGGGAAAUGCACUUUCAGAGAAUCAUCAAUAACAAUUCUUCAGAAUAUAGGAUUGAUGGACACACUGUUACAUCUCAGCAGUACACUGAAGCUUUAGAGAGAAUUGGAAUUCUGAUCAAAGCCAAGAAUUUUCUGGUGUUUCAAGGAACAGUGGAGAGUAUUGCCAUGAAGAAUGCUAAAGAAAGAACUGCUAUGUUUGAAGACAUCUGCAAGUCUGGAGAAUUGAAAGAGGAGUACGAGCGAGCUAAAUUGGAAAUGUUGAAAGCUGAAGAAGACACACAGUUUAAUUUAAAUAAGAAAAAGGGAAUAGCAGCAGAAAGAAAAGAAGCCAAGCUGGAAAAGGAGGAGGCUGAGCGUUAUCAGCGACUGAAUGAACAGUUGGUUGAAAAACAGUUAGAGCUGGCCCUGUUCAAGUUGUUUCAUAAUGAGAAAGACAUUGAAGAAAUCACAGAAGAGUUGAGUAAAAAAACUAGAACAUUGGAAAAGGAAAAUAAAAGGCGUGAAAAAAUUGAAAAUGAGAUUAGGGACAAGAAGAAGGAACAGGGAACCCUUAGCAGGGAACUGACUAAACUGGAGCAACAGAUUAAAGAGUCUGAGACUAACCUUAACAAAAAGAGACCUCAGUAUAUUAAAGCAAAGGAACAGACUUCUCAUAUGACCAAGAAGUUGGAUGCUUCUAAGAAGUCUCUCAAGCAAGCUGUGAAGAAACAUGAAAACCACAAUCAAACUCUGGCUGAGAUACAGGAACAGUUGGAUGAAGUCAUGCACAAACAAAAGGCUUUCGAAGCUGAGCUAGAAGAAGAGUCUCAGUCUCAAGGGCGAUCUCUACAGUUGGAAGAAAGCCAGGUACAGCAGUAUAACCGACUGAAAGAAGAGGCAGGGCGUCGAGCAGCUGAGUACAUGCAGGAGUUAGAUGCUAUCAUUCGAGACCAAAAGAUGGACCAGGACAGGCUGGACAGUUGUCUGAGAGACAUAGCCACCUACGAAGCAAAACUGAAACAGAAACAGCAUGAACUAGAGGAAAACAAGAACAGAGUUUCUAAAUUGGAAGAUUACAUAACAACCAGCCGCAGUGCCCUUGAGGAUCAACGUAAAGUAGAACAGGAGUUAGCUAAAGAUGUCAAUGAAUCAACUUACAGGAUAGAUGAAAUCAACAGAGAGCUGGAGAGUAUUACCAUGCAGCUUGGGGAAGCUAAGGUUGACAGGCAAGAAUCAUCUCGUGCCACAAGAAAAGCUGAGUUGAUUGACACUUUAAAACGACUUUACCCUGGAGUGCAUGGUCGUCUGAUUGAUCUUUGUGAGCCCAGCCACAAGAAAUACCAAAUAGCUAUUACCAAAGUUCUGGGUAAACAUAUGGACUCUAUUGUGUGUGACUCGGAGAAGACAGCCAAAGAUUGCAUCCAGUACAUGAAAGAACAAAGAAUUGAGCCGGAGACAUUUCUGCCACUUGAUUACUUGGAAGUUGGUCAGAUCAAUGAAAAAUUAAGAGAUAUCAGGGACCCCAAGAAUGUCAAACUGGUCAUUGAUGUCAUCCAUUAUGACCCCCCUGUUAUCAAGAAAGCUUUGCUGUUUGCCUGUGGUAAUGCCCUGGUCUGUGAAACUGUGGAGGAUGCAAGACGAGUAGCUUUUGGUGGUGUGGAGAGACAGAGGUCUGUGGCAUUGGAUGGUACAAUCUUCAAUAAGUCUGGUAUCAUUUCUGGAGGUGCCAGUGAUCUGAAAGCCAAAGCUCGACGCUGGGAUGAGAAAAGUUUGAGCCAGCUGAAAAACAAGAAAGAGAAACUGAUGGAAGAGCUGAAGGAACAACAGAAGAAGAAACGUAAAGAGUCUGAACUAAACACAAUCAGAUCACAGAUCAAGGGUCUGGAGACACGUCUCAAGUACAGUGUUACAGACUUGGAGAACACGAGAAACAGAACCAUUCGACACAAUGAGAAUCAGAUUGCAGAGUGUCAGAUGAAAAUUGAAAAAGCUUUGCCUGACCAGCAGAAAUUAGAGAGAAGUAUAGAUGCUAGGGAGGUGGACAUCAAACAGUUGAGAGAUGAGAUGAACAGAGUGGAAGAUGCAGUGUUCAAAGAUUUUUGUGCAGUCAUUGGAGUCUUGAAUAUUAGACACUAUGAAGAGAGAGAACUCAGAGCCCAGCAAGAAAGAGCAAGAAAACGUAUGGAGUUUGAAAAUCUUCGACACAAACUUGAAAACCAACUGGAGUGCGAGAAAUCGCAAGACACUGAAGAAAUGGUAAAAAAAUGGCAAGAAACAGUUCACCACAAUGAACAAGAAGUUGAGGCUGUGAAAGAAGAAGAAUCCAGGCAAAUGCAGAUUAUUGAGGAAGAAAUGCAGCGGCAGGAGAAACUGAAGCAGAACAAGUUGACCUACAAGUCUCAAGUAGAUGACAUGGAGGCAGAGAUCAAUGAGGUGCGCAAACGCUUGGCAGUACAACAAAAAGAAAUAGCCGCAGUUCAAAAGAGUAUCAAUGCCCUUGAGGUCAAGCUGGAACAGAAGCGAGCAGAUAGGCACAGUUUAUUGAAAAGUUGUAAGAUGGAUGAUAUUAGAGUACCCAUGAGGCGGGGUACCAUUGAUGACAUCACAGAAGGAGACAAUGCAGACGGUAGCCAGGAGACUCCAGCAGACUCCAUGUCCACUCAAGGGGCCAAAGCUAUUUACGAGAGAGAGGCAGCAUUAGAGAUAGACUAUAGUUCAUUGAGUGAUGAGCACAAAGAACUGGACGCUGGUGAGGAGGUGAAGGCAGCCCAACAAACUAUGGCUAAAGCUAUCACAGACUUACAAACAACUUUACAAAAAAUUAAUGCACCCAAUAUGAAAGCCAUGGAAAAACUAGACGGAGUGAAAGAGAGGUUUCAAGAGACAUCCGAAGAAUUUGAAAAUGCUAGGAGGCGGGCAAAAAGUGCAAAAACAGCUUUUGAAAGAAUACGAAAGAAAAGAUACGACACAUUUAUGCAUUGUUUUGAUCAUGUCUCUGUUAAAAUUGAUGAAAUUUACAAGUCUCUGUCAAGAAACCAGUCUGCUCAGGCGUUUUUAAACCCAGAGAAUGCAGAAGAGCCCUACCUGGACGGUAUCAACUACAACUGUGUGGCUCCAGGUAAAAGAUUUAGACAGAUGGACAACUUGUCUGGUGGUGAAAAGACUGUUGCAGCUCUGGCACUUUUAUUCUCCAUCAACAGUUAUCAACAGUCUCCAUUUUUUGUGCUUGAUGAGAUUGAUGCUGCUCUGGACAAUACAAACAUUGGCAAGGUUGCUGCUUACAUCAGAGAACAGUCCAAGUCCAACUUUCAGUGUAUUGUUAUCUCACUCAAAGAAGAGUUCUACAACAGGGCUGAUGCACUCAUUGGUAUUUACCCAGAGCAAGGGGACUGUGUAAUAAGCCAAAGUCUCAGCCUUGACCUGACUGACUACCCUGACCCUCAUGCCAAUGAACAUGAUGAGAACUAUUUCCCCAGGUAAAUGGUUUUCUUCCCGAACCUUGAGAUGUGACGUUGUGUUGAUGUCAAAAUGUUUAUCUGAACUAUUUUUGUACUAAAUUGUUUUAUCUGUAUCUCAUAUUAUGAAUGAUUGGACCAUUAGCCAUCAUCACUGUAAUCACUUCUCGUUCAUGUAAAAUAACACAAAAAUGUAGAAAAUUAUUUUGAUGUAUAAAGUAAAAUCUCUUAUAUGUCUUUGAAUUCUUGUUUAAACACUUGAGAAACACUUGUGUUGAACUUAAUGUGUUCAUUGUGUCAGUAGCUAGAGAUGUGUACACUAUUUAGUUCAUUGACAGUCUUGUGCAUUUAAAAGUACAGACUUGUUAUGUUUACUCCACCUUUUUUUUUCUUUUAGUUCUGGGUUUUUAUUAUUUAACAUUUUCAAUAAAUGGUUGAAAAUUUU
Biomphalaria glabrata is the source of this 4281-nucleotide messenger RNA. RefSeq names its product structural maintenance of chromosomes protein 1A-like. Gene Ontology annotation, molecular function: ATP hydrolysis activity; DNA binding; ATP binding. Gene Ontology annotation, biological process: sister chromatid cohesion. Bases 124 to 3861 code for a protein of 1245 amino acids. The record is from RefSeq and is a predicted model, not a curated record. The transcript has 29 exons. Gene Ontology annotation, cellular component: cohesin complex; nucleus; chromosome. NCBI's taxonomy places the organism in Eukaryota, Metazoa, Mollusca, Gastropoda, Planorbidae.